Molecule: messenger RNA, 588 nt
Organism: Gryllus bimaculatus (two-spotted cricket)
Lineage: Eukaryota; Metazoa; Arthropoda; Insecta; Orthoptera; Gryllidae
Source: the annotation of a GenBank genome assembly
AUGCCAAGAAGUAUUUGUUCUCGUUUAAGCACAGGCUACACUGCGCUCUUGAACAGAAUGUUCUACAACACUCUUCCUUCAAUUGAAAGACCUUACACCGAAUACGCAGAUUUCCUUCGCACCCUCUCCAUGCGCGUUGGCGCCGGGAAGGAUGAAGCAGCCGAGCGCCUGCCCCUUCCACCGCGCCGGCGACGUUCGCCGAGGGGAGAUGUGGGUCAGGCGGAAGAAAGUGUGCCGGCGGCUGAGCGUCGGCGACGGCGGCGGCGGCGGCGGAACCGGCAGGGGUGGGGGGAGGGCCGGCGAGGCGACGCGAACGGCAUCCGACGCUCCCAGCCUUCAUUCGUUCCCGGGUGGCUGCAGGCGCGCGACCCAAGCAGCCGGUGCAGCGACAGCGACAUCUGCACGAACCGACGCGCGACGAGAGGGAGCUCGCGAGCACCGGAGAUUCGGUUGCUAAUCUUGCUAGCCGGCAACUCCGACAACUCAUCAAGCCUUCAAGUCUUCGAAUAUGCGGUUGAAGAUAUUCAUUCAGAAUUGCCGAGUACAUGUCUGAAUGAGGUCAACAGAGAUCUGGCCAAUGUUCCAUAA